Molecule: messenger RNA, 498 nt
Organism: Drosophila grimshawi
Lineage: Eukaryota; Metazoa; Arthropoda; Insecta; Diptera; Drosophilidae
Product: glycine-rich cell wall structural protein-like
Exons: 3
Coding region: 1-498 (165 amino acids)
Source: RefSeq, a predicted model, not a curated record
AUGGCCACGCCCUCGCUGCUCCAGCUCAAGAAAAAACUGUUCGGCCAUGGCGGCGGUGGUGGCGGCCUUGGCGGUGGCGGCGGCGGUGGUUUUGGCGGUGGCUUCGGCGGCGGCGGUGGAUAUGGAGGUGGUGGCGGAUAUGGUGGUGGUGGCGGAUAUGGUGGCGGCGGUGGCUAUCAUGGAGGUGGCGGCGGUGGCUACCACGGCGGCGGUGGUGGUGGUGGCUAUGGUCGCAAGCCCACCAUCGAAGUGUAUGUGGUGAAGCCAGUUUAUCAAGGAGGCGGCGGCGGCGGUGGCUAUCAUGGCGGUGGUGCUGGUGGAGGUGGCUAUCAUGGCGGCGGCGGUGGUUGUUGUGGCGGCGGAGGUGGCGGUGGUCACGGUGGUGGUGGUGGUGGCUCCUAUGCCAGCAGCAGCGCCAACAGCUACAGCCACGGUGGAGGCGGUGGCAGCCAUGCCUAUGCAAAAGCCACGGCCAACACCUAUUCAAGCAGCUGGUAA